Messenger RNA from Heteronotia binoei (common prickly gecko), 1344 nucleotides. It is a transcript of the gene DNALI1, whose product is annotated as dynein axonemal light intermediate chain 1. The transcript has 6 exons. NCBI's taxonomy places the organism in Eukaryota, Metazoa, Chordata, Lepidosauria, Squamata, Gekkonidae. Gene Ontology annotation, cellular component: axoneme; filopodium. Bases 388 to 1155 code for a protein of 255 amino acids. The record is from RefSeq and is a predicted model, not a curated record. Gene Ontology annotation, molecular function: dynein heavy chain binding.
CUUCGGUGGUAGGCGGGACUUCCUGGUCAGCCGGUUUUCCGGUUGUAGCGGCUGCUUUGCAAGCGGGCUGAACGACAUGAAACGGGGCUCGGAAGGCUUCUGGGACUGGGAUGCUGCGCUGAGGGCGAGGCAUGAGGAAAAGAACAGAGCUUGCGUUUAACAGCCUUGUGAAGUAGGCUGUUCUCAGUCCCCACAGAGCCUAGAACGGGUGACGUGAUCUCUGUCCAGCUGCGCGCGUGCCUGCUCCCGGCGCCGCUUUAGUGCGCAAGCGCCGCGGGCGGCCUAUGUCAUGUAGCUCCGGCGGAGCAUCUUUGUCGCCAUGGCAACGGCAGCACAACAGGCUCCGCGCCGAAGGCCGGGCCUAGCAGAGACCACACCAGAGCCGUCAUGAUCCCGCCCGCGGACUCGCUGCUCCGUUAUGAGACGCCGGUGCUGGUGAGCCGCAACACCGAGAAGCGGUCGCCCAAGGCCCGGCCGCUGAAAGCCAGCCCGCAGCUGCUGCCGCCCCCCGGGCCAGUCCCUCCUACCAAGGGCAAGGUGCCGUCGCCCACCGUAGAUCCUAGCAAGCAAGCGGAAGAAAUCCUCAAUGCCAUCCUGCCGCCCAGAGAAUGGGUGGAGGAGAACCAGCUAUGGAUCCAACAGGUGUCGAGCACCCCCAGCACACGCAUGGAUGUGGUGCAUCUGCAAGAGCAACUGGACCUCAAGCUCCAGCAGCGCCAAGCCCGGGAGACGGGCAUUUGCCCUGUGCGGCGGGAGCUCUACUCUCAGUGCUUCGAUGAGCUGAUACGGCAGGUGACCAUCAACUGUGCCGAGCGGGGACUUCUGCUGCUGCGUGUGCGGGAUGAGAUCCGGAUGACAAUAGCAGCCUAUCAGACUCUGUAUGAGAGCAGCGUUGCAUUCGGCAUGCGGAAGGCGCUACAAGCUGAGCAGGGCAAAUCAGAUAUGGAAAGAAAAAUUGCAGAGUUAGAAGAUGAGAAGAAAGAAUUGGAGCGGCAAGUAAAUGAACAGAAGGCCAAAUGUGAAGCCAUUGAAAAACGAGAGCUUGAACGGCGGCAGGUGGAGGAGAAGAAGCACACUGAGGAAGUCCAAUUCCUUAAGCGGACCAAUCAACAACUUAAGGCACAGCUCGAAGGCAUCAUUGCUCCGAAGAAGUAAAAUUUCCAGUCAUCUCUCAAGCAAGAACUCAUAUGCUUUGGGCCUUUUCUCUCAGAUCACAAUGAUUGGAAAUGUUUCGUACAAAUAUAUAUAUAUUUUUGUGGGGGCAGAAUGCUGGGCAGGUCUCAGCCUUGACACUUAGGCAAAGGCCUGUUUGGAUUUGUAAGAGAAUAAAUUGGAAUUCUGAAA